CUGCGCAGCUGCGCAGCGCAUACAUCUCUCAAGUAGUACUUGUGUGGCUGAAGCUUGCCUAACUGAGUUUUGAAGCUCAUGCUCUCUUUCCCACCUCUUCCCCGCUUCUCCUCAUUCCUCACUUCCUUCCUUCUGCAAUUUCUAGGGUUCCAUGGCUGUGAUUCCCGUAAGCUCUGUAACCCUCUCACCUAAUCAGAGGGCAAGUCCUCCUCUUCCUUUCCUCCUUUCGAACCACUUACCUUCGUUUGCUCAUCCCUCGUCUUCAUCUCGUGUCCAUCUUCGGAGACGAUGCAAACUCCUCGCCGCGACUUCCACUGUUGUCAGCACUGGAAGAGGCCCCACUGGAAGAGAGAGCGAGGUGAGGCCGGCCGAGUCCAGUAGUGCUUUGGAGCAGCUCGAUAUCGAGCGCGGAGUCUGCGUGCCCUUUCGCAAGUAUUCGCCCGAGACAGUGAGGAGCAAGGUAUUGGAAUCUAGAGGAUCAAUUCUGUUACUUGUUGCACGUGGUUUUGAAAUAGUAUGGAACUUGGGUCUAUAUUGGUCUACCUUAAUGUACGACUGCUUUGUUGGGCGGGACGAAGAAGUUGUCCCUUAUCGUGCCCAACAGCUUCGGAAUCUCUUGUGUGAUUUGGGGCCUUCCUUCAUCAAAGUUGGUCAGGUGCUUGCAAGCAGACCUGAUAUUAUCAGAGAAGAUUAUAUGAAUGAGCUCUGCAUCCUUCAGGAUGAUGUUCCUCCUUUUCCAAAUCAGGUUGCUUUCACCACAAUAGAGGAGGAAUUGGGCCAGCCUCUUGAAGCUAUUUUCAGCAAAAUUUCAGCAAAGACAAUAGCAGCUGCAAGUUUGGGUCAAGUUUAUCGAGCUACACUUUGUGCCUCAGGGGAGGAUGUUGCAAUCAAGGUUCAAAGGCCUGAGAUAGAACCUAUAAUCUAUAGGGAUCUCUUCCUUUUCCGAACUCUUGCAUCAUUCUUGAAUGGCAUUAGUCUGGAGAAAUUGGGUUGCAAUUCUGAGCUGAUAGUUGAUGAAUUUGGUGAGAAGCUUCUGGAGGAGCUUGAUUACACCCUGGAAGCUCGUAAUAUUGAAGAUUUUUUGGAAAACUUCAAAGAUGAUCCCACGGUCAAAAUUCCUCGGGUUUAUAGAAAUCUUUCUGGUCCACAUGUUUUAGUAAUGGAAUGGAUUGAUGGUAUUCGAUGCACUGACCCUCAGGCUAUUAAGGAUUCUGGCAUUGAUGUAAAUGGGUUUUUGACUGUUGGAGUCAGUGCUGCUUUGCGGCAAUUGCUAGAAUUUGGGUUAUUUCAUGGUGAUCCACAUCCUGGAAACAUCUUCGCCAUGCGUGAUGGACGCAUUGCAUAUGUGGACUUUGGGAAUGUUGCUGUGCUCAGUCAGCAAAACAAACAAAUUUUGAUUGAUGCUGUUGUCCAUGCUGUGAAUGAGGAUUAUUUUGAGAUGGCAAAUGAUUUCACCAGGCUUGGUUUCCUUGCUAGUGGGACUGAUGUCUCCCCUAUAAUUCCAGCUUUGGAAGCAAUUUGGCAGAACUCUCUUGGCAAAGGACUUUCUGAUUUUAAUUUUCGAAGUGUUACUGGGAAGUUCAAUCAAUUGGUUUACCAAUACCCAAUCCGUAUCCCAGAGAGAUUUUCUCUUGUUAUCCGUUCUCUAUUGACACAGGAAGGCAUUUGUUUCACAAUGAAGCCUGAUUUCAAAUUCUUGGAGGUUGCCUACCCAUAUGUGGCAAAACGCCUCCUGACAGACCCAAAUCCUGCUUUACGUGAACGCCUUAUACAGGUUCUAUUCAAAGAUGGCAUCUUCCAAUGGAAACGACUUGAAAACCUAAUAGUUCUAGCAAAAGACAAUGUGGCCAAGAUGAGCAGCAAUCCUGCAUUGCGAGUGAAGAGCAUACAAAGAUCAAGAGAUUUGCAAGUUGUAAGGAAACUGGAUCUUACAGACACCAUCAAAGAUGGAGCUCGGCUUUUCCUGUUUGAUGAGGCAAUCCGGCGACAGCUUAUUCUUGCUUUGACUGAAGACUCCAAGCUCCACAUUCAAGAGCUUGUGGAUGUAUACAGAUUGAUUGAAGAUGAAAUUGACAUACCUUCACUAGCUUUUAGAGCAAUACAAGAUUUUCCUAAUGUUGCCCGAGAUAUAAUGCUUUCAUGGAGUGAUUCGGUAUUGUCUGACAGACGAUAAAAGUUUUGGAUUGGUUGCGUGCAAUUAAUGAAACUUCGUCCUUUCCUCAUCUGGAAAAAGCCUCUUGAUUUGCCUAGCCGGAAGGAAAAAAAAAAGGCUUCUUAGAUUCAAGUUUUUACACAAAUGCAUUGGCGCACACAUAUUCACACAGCGAUGUAUAUAAACUACUAUUUUGAUUAUAUUUGUAUUAAUAUCCGAGAUGAAUCUGUCAACUAUUAGACUUCAUUAUCUUCAACAUGUAUAUAUAUAGACAGGAUUUUUCCACUUUGACGUCAAUUUUUUAUUACGCUAAAAUAUCCUUGUAAAGAUACUGGUCAAGAGAGUAAAUUUGAUAGCAUAAGAAAUAUUAUUAAUCUUGUAA
Messenger RNA from Malania oleifera, 2534 nucleotides. Its product is annotated as protein ACTIVITY OF BC1 COMPLEX KINASE 1, chloroplastic. Gene Ontology annotation, biological process: protein phosphorylation. NCBI's taxonomy places the organism in Eukaryota, Viridiplantae, Streptophyta, Magnoliopsida, Santalales, Ximeniaceae. Bases 152 to 2173 code for a protein of 673 amino acids. Gene Ontology annotation, molecular function: protein kinase activity; ATP binding. The record is from RefSeq and is a predicted model, not a curated record. The transcript has 14 exons.